GUUCGCGACGACUUCGUCGUCACCGUCGUCCGCGAUAGACCCACCGCGGAGAGGAAUUCGCGCAAUCUCGGUGCGGGAUUGCGUGUGACGGAUUCCGAUCUUUGUAUUAUGGCGACUGCCGGAAGCAACCAGAUCAAGAACGCGAAAUUGGUUCUUCUUGGGGAUGUUGGUACCGGAAAAUCAAGUCUGGUGUUGCGAUUUGUGAAAGGCCAGUUUGUUGAAUUCCAGCAAUCGACCAUAGGUGCUGCAUUCUUCUCGCAAGUAGUUUCUGUCAAUGAUGAAUCAGUGAAAUUUGAGAUUUGGGAUACUGCUGGGCAGGAGAGGUAUCAUAGCUUGGCCCCUAUGUAUUACAGAGGAGCUGCAGCUGCUGUGGUUGUCUACGAUAUAACAAAUUCGGCUACAUUUACUCGAGCAAAGAAGUGGGUUCAAGAACUUCAAGCCCAAGGUAGCUCAAAUACUAUCAUUGCUCUUGCUGGUAAUAAAGCUGAUCUUUUAGAAGCUAGACAGGUCACAACCGAGGAAGCCCAGACAUACGCACAGGAUAAUGGCCUUUACCUCAUGGAAACUUCGGCCAAAACAGCAAUUAAUGUUAACGACAUAUUCUAUGAAAUCGCAAAGAGACUAACACAAGUGAAGCCAGUACAGAACCCUCAAGGAAUGACUCUAACAGGCAGACCUGAUGACAAACCAGUGGCUGCUGCUUCUUGCUGCUCUUCUUAGUCAAUAUUAUUACACGUUUUUUCUUUAAAAACAACACUCUGAUUUUAGGAGGAAAAUGUUUUGAAGCACACAGUUUUUGAAUUUAGUGAUUUGUGUGUGAGUUUAAUGAUCACCAAUUCAUUGUAAAUGUGUUUCCAAAACUAUUUAUAAAGAAAUCAGUUCCUUUGGCAAUUUAUAAA
Messenger RNA from Zingiber officinale, 899 nucleotides. RefSeq names its product ras-related protein Rab5A-like. The coding region runs from base 109 to 720 and encodes 203 amino acids. The transcript has 7 exons. The record is from RefSeq and is a predicted model, not a curated record. NCBI's taxonomy places the organism in Eukaryota, Viridiplantae, Streptophyta, Magnoliopsida, Zingiberales, Zingiberaceae. Gene Ontology annotation, molecular function: GTP binding; GTPase activity.